CCCCCCCCCUAUUCCAAGCUCCAAAGAAAACCGCCAGUAGGCAGGAGUUUAACAACCAGCAAAAAUGGCUUUCGCGUCGAAGAACAUCUUCGACCUCCUUGGGGACAACGACGCCCCUGCCGCUGCCCAGGCUCCCAAGCCUGCCGCCAAGAAGGCCGACGCCCCCGCUCCCGCUGCCGCCCGAGCUGUCCCCGGCGCUGCCCCUCGAGGUGGUGCCCGAGGUGGCCGACCCUCCGGUAACCGCCCUGCCCACACCACUACCCGUGACAACCGAACUGCCGACAACGAGGGUGCCGAGACAACUAGCGGAUUCGACGGCGAGCGAGUCCCCGCCAACAAGAAGGCCAACCACGUCCGUGACGCCCACACCAAGGGCCCCCGAGGUGGCAGGCAGAACAAGACCUCCGGUGGACACACUUCCAGCGGUGCCGGCCACUACAAGGGCGGCAAGGUCGUCGCCCAGGCUGGCGAGAGGAGGCAGUUCGACAGGAAGAACGCUUCCGGUACCACCGACUCUGUCAAGAAGACCGAGCACGGAUGGGGUGCUACCACUGGCGCUGCCGAGUUGAAGGACGAGGUUGCCGGUGAGAAGGACGCCCAGGCUGAGGAGACCGCUCCCCAGACUCCAGCCGAGGAGACCUCUGCCGAGUCUGGCUGGGGUAAGGACGAGCCUGCCGCUGAGCCCCAGGCUGAGGAGGAGCCCGAGGAGGUCACCAAGUCUUACGAGGAGUACCUCGCCGAGAAGGCCGAGGAGAACGCCCGUAACGCUGCCCUUGGUAAGAAGCAGGGUAGGGAGGUCUCUGGCGAAAUUGAGGGUACCGCUUUUGUUAGGGAAGGUUUGAACGACUUCUUCUCUGGCAAGGCCAAGACCACCGAGACCAAGACUAAGGCCAAGAAGGAGAAGGUCCACAUUGCCAUUGACGGCCAAUUCGCCCAGCCUUCCCGACCCCCCCGUGGAGAUGACCGAGAGAACAGGGGUGAGCGACGAGAGCGAUCCGACCGACCUGCCCGAGGACGAGGUGCCCCCCGUGGUGCUUUCGCCGGCCAGCGUGGCCAGACCCGAGGUGCUCCCCGAGGUGGUCGAGGUGGCCGAGCUGCUGCCCCCGCCAUCAACGCCAACGACACCAGCGCGUUCCCCGCUUUGGGCGCUUAAGCGUAGCACACGCGCAAUCAAUGACUAUCAAGGUCUAAACCGGAGAGAUGAGGUUGAAAAACGGAAAACAGUGGAUCACUGGACAAGCUGUGGAUGGGGGUGCUCAAUGGAAGGGAGAAGGAAAGGCUGCUUAGCUUAGGGAUUUCUCUUGCAACUGUAAUGACUUCAGCUUUCACUUUCACUUUCACUGUGCCGCCUUCUGAGUGUUCCAAAGCCUGCUGAAUUCCGAGUUUCUAUUUCGUCUACUUUGGAUAGUGUGAACAAGCAUUUCUUUCUCUUUCUGGCCUACUCCUGCGCGCAAAUGAUACAAUAUUGCACAGACAUCUGCAUUGCCUCAUUUUCAUGGUACGACGACGUCGACGACGGAAAGAUGCAUACGUAAGCAUAUCCCGCCUGCAUCUGAUUCCGCAGCGUCGCAGGGUGUCCAGCAGUGACGAGGCCCUCCAUGCAUCUCUUACUUUCUUG
Molecule: messenger RNA, 1618 nt
Organism: Cryptococcus amylolentus CBS 6039
Lineage: Eukaryota; Fungi; Basidiomycota; Tremellomycetes; Tremellales; Cryptococcaceae
Exons: 5
Coding region: 65-1153 (362 amino acids)
Cellular component (GO): nucleus; cytoplasm
Molecular function (GO): RNA binding
Source: RefSeq, a predicted model, not a curated record